Molecule: messenger RNA, 3384 nt
Organism: Camellia sinensis
Lineage: Eukaryota; Viridiplantae; Streptophyta; Magnoliopsida; Ericales; Theaceae
Product: Pentatricopeptide repeat (PPR) superfamily protein
Biological process (GO): RNA modification
Molecular function (GO): protein binding; RNA binding; zinc ion binding
Source: RefSeq, a predicted model, not a curated record
AUGGAAAAAUAUUCAACUUUUUAUAUCUGUUGAAAUGAAAAAACUGAUUUGUCAUUCCAUUUAGCACUCUUUGGCCAUUUCCAAGCUACAAAACUACAUGGCUCUGGUGGCGCCACCACUCUCAUCCCUCCGCCGCCGCCACCAUCACCACCACCACCAAUACGUCUUCCGCAGAACCACGCAGAAACCAAACGCCAAAGACUCUCUCCAUUCAAUUCGCAUUCCACAAUCAUCUCUUUUUCCCACUUCCCAAACACGCCAAAGAAAUUCUCUCACUCCGACCAACACUUCAACCCAUCAACUCUCCUUCCCUGAACAACUACCCAAGCUUUGCCACUCCGGAAACCUCGCCGAAGCUUUAGCCUUGCUGCAACAAAACUUCGAUAAUGCCUCUUUCGAUUCGACUCAAAGAGCCGAGGCGUUGAAUGUGUUAUUACAAGCCUGUGGUCACCACAAAGACAUUGAAAUCGGUCGAAAAGUUCACGAGAUUGUUCAGAGAUCGACCCAAUUCAGAGAUGACUUUGUUCUCAAUACCCGAAUCAUUACGAUGUAUUCCAUUUGUGGGUCUCCUUCAGAUUCUCGGUUGGUGUUUGAUCAAUUACAGAGGAAGAAUUUGUAUCAGUGGAAUGCAAUGGUUAGUGGGUACACUAGAAAUGAGCUCUGGUUGGACGCAAUGUUCACAUUCUGUGAAUUGAUUACAUUGAUGGAAUUUAAACCGGACAAUUUCACUUUCCCUUGUGUGAUUAAGGCUUGUGGAGGGCUUUUGGAUCUGGGUUUGGGACAGAGUGUUCAUGGAAUGGCAAUGAAGAUGGAUUUGAUUUCGGAUGUGUUUGUGGCUAAUGCACUGAUUGCAAUGUAUGGGAAAUGUGGGUUUGUUGAGGAAGCUCUUAAAGUGUUUGAAAAAAUGCCCGAAAGGAACUUGGUUUCGUGGAAUUCUAUUCUUUCUGGGUUUUUGGAAAACGGGUUUUGUCAAGAGAGUUUCAAUGUGUUUAGGGAGAUGUUGGCGGGAGAGGAAGGUUUGGUACCGGAUGUUGCUACGCUGGUGACUGUAUUACCGGUAUGUGCAUUGGAAGGAGAAGUGGAAAUGGGAAUGAUGGUUCAUGGUUUGGCUGUGAAAUUUGGGCUGAACCAGGAACUAAUGGUGAGCAAUGCCUUGAUGGACAUGUAUUCCAAAUGUGGGUUGUUAUCGAAAGCCCAAACCCUUUUCGAUAAGAAUGAUGAUAAAAAUGUAGUUUCUUGGAAUUCCAUGGUUGGGGGUUAUUCUAGAGGAGGACAUGUCGAUAGGACCUUUGGCCUUUUGCGGGAAAUGCAGACUAGCAGUGUGAAAAUAAAGGCUAAUGAGGUUACCUUAUUGAAUGUAUUGCAAGUUUGUUUAGACAAGUUGGAACUGUUGAAACUGAAGGAACUUCAUGGCUAUUCACUUAGAAAUGGGUUUCAGUGUGAUGAAUUGGUAGCCAACGCAUUUAUUGCAGCCUAUGCAAAAUGUGGGGCUCUGAGUUCUGCUGAAAAUGUCCUUUAUGGUAUGGAGAAUAAGACGGUGAGCUCUUGGAAUGCACUGAUUGGUGGAUAUGCACAAAAUGGAGAUCCGUCAAGGGCUUUAGAUAUGUACCGUCAAAUGUCAUAUUCGAGGUUAAAUCCUGAUGGGUUCAGCAUUGGUAGCCUUCUUUUGGCUUUUGCCCACCUGAAAUCCCUACAGUAUGGAAAAACAAUUCAUGGAUUUGUGCUUCGAAGGGGUACAGAAACAGAUUCAUUUAUUGCUAUUUCACUUCUUUCACUUUACAUUCAUUGUGGGAAACCAUUAUUUGCACGGGAUGUAUUUGACAGGAUGCAAGAUAAAAGUUCAGUAUCUUGGAAUGCAAUGAUUGCUGGUUACUCUCAGAAUGAACUUCCUGAUGAAACCCUAAAUCUCUUUCGUCAAAUGGUUUCCGAUGGAACCCAACCCAGUGAAAUUGCAAUAACGAGUGUGUUUGGGGCUUGUUCGCGGUUGUCAGCUUUGCAGUUGGGAAAAGAAACACACUGCUUUGCUUUAAAAGCUCACCUUACUGAAGAUGUAUUUGUCGGUUGUUCAAUCAUAGAUAUGUAUGCAAAAAGUGGCUCAAUAGAACUAUCUCAAAAGGUUUUUGAUCGACUACAAGAGAAGGAUCUGGCAUCAUGGACAGUUCUAAUUGCAGGAUAUGGAAUUCAUGGAUGUGGGGAAGAGGCCAUAGAGCUAUUUGAGAAAAUGCAACGAUUAGGGUUGAAGCCUGAUGGAUUCACGUUCAUUGGUAUUUUAACAGCUUGUACCCACGCUGGGCUGGUUGAAGAGGGUCUGAAAUAUUUCAAUCUUAUGCAGCCGGUGCAUGGAAUAGAACCAAAAUUGGAGCAUUAUGCUUGUGUUGUGGACAUGCUUGGUCGUGCUGGGCGAUUCAAUGAUGCUUUAAAGCUUGUAAAUGAGAUGCCAAUGGAGCCUGAUGUUGGUAUAUGGACCUCAUUACUCAGUUCCUGUAGAAUUCAUGGUGAGACGGAUUUAGGAGAAAAAUUUGCUGAGAAGUUGUUAGAAUUGGGGCCAGACAAAGCUGAAAAUUAUGUGUCAGUCUCAAAUUUAUUUGCCGGAUCCGGAAAUUGGGAUGAUGUCAGAACGGUACGGGGGAAAAUGAGGGAAUUAGGCCUUAGAAAGGAUAUUGGCCGCAGUUGGAUUCAAAUUGGAGGGAAAACUUACAACUUUGCUGUUGGUGAUAGAAUGCUCCAUGAGUCAGAAGAGAUGCAAGAGAUGUGGAGAAGAUUGGAGGAGAAGAUAAGUCAAAUUGGAUAUGUACCCGAUACAAGUUCAGUGCUUCAUGAAUUAAAAGAAGAGGAGAAAAUAGAGAUUUUACGAGGGCAUAGUGAGAAGCUUGCAAUUUCAUUUGGUUUAUUGAAGACAACAAAAGGCGUGACACUGAGGGUUUGCAAGAAUCUGCGCAUUUGUGGAGAUUGUCACAAUGCAAUCAAGUUGGUAUCAAAGGUUGUUAAUAGGAAGAUAAUUGUGAGAGACAACAAGCGCUUUCACCAUUUUAGCAACGGGUUGUGUUCUUGCGGCGAUUAUUGGUGAUGCAGAAGAAGCCAAUUUUUUUUCAUAAGAAUCUAAAUGACUGGGAAAUUGAUACCUUUGGCUUAUAACCAAUCUUCAAAUUUCCUAGGUCUGUACAUGUUGGUCAUCUGUUUUGCUUUCAACUUUCUUCUCACAUAUUGUUUCUGAAAACAUCUAUGCUUUGGCUUCACUAGCAGCUUCCUGUUAUAGUUGAUAAAGAAUUGGUUUCAACUAGAAAUUUUGAUGGUUGAAGGAUAAGUAAGUGUACAUAGACAUUUUGUGACUGUAGAUUUCAAAUUUUGAAUGAUAAGAGACAAAUCUAUCUUGUUGUUUGUUGU